Toxorhynchites rutilus septentrionalis is the source of this 568-nucleotide messenger RNA. Its product is annotated as N-alpha-acetyltransferase 38, NatC auxiliary subunit-like. The transcript is spliced from 3 exons. The coding region runs from base 125 to 478 and encodes 117 amino acids. Gene Ontology annotation, cellular component: NatC complex. NCBI's taxonomy places the organism in Eukaryota, Metazoa, Arthropoda, Insecta, Diptera, Culicidae. The record is from RefSeq and is a predicted model, not a curated record.
CAGUCCACUGGAAUUCUAGUCAAACCGUGCCGUCGACGUUCAAGUAUUGUACUGGCUAACUGGCGGCCUGCUACUGGUAAACGUGUAAAUCAGGCAUAACAUCGGAUAUGUUUGACUUUACGGAAUGAGCAGCGGUGAGAAGAACAGCAGUGAUAGACGAUGGAAGAUAAUAAAUCAGGAAAUCGAGUCGAGCAAAUCGAGCAAAUCGAGUGUCGAAAAUGAACCAGAUCCUAGCCGGCGAAAGCUCAAAUCAUGGCUGAACAAAAGUUUCCGCAUCAAAAUAACCGAUGGGAGGAUACUGAUCGGAAAGUUUGUUUGUACCGACGCCGACGCGAAUGUGAUUCUUGACAUGACUAGUGAAUUUACCCCAAACGGUGGAGAUGAGCGUGGUCUUGGACCGGUGCUGAUACCUGGCCGAUAUAUAGUUUCGAUAGAGAUAGAUGUAGCGAAACGGGUCAACAACAGGUCAUGUUUGUGACACUUUGAUUAAGUUUAAUGAUUGUACAUUUGUAGAUUACUGAACUUCGAAAUAUAAAUAUGGGGGACACCGUAUUUCCUAACGUGACAA